This is a messenger RNA of Solanum dulcamara, 675 nucleotides long. RefSeq lists its product as uncharacterized. The record is from RefSeq and is a predicted model, not a curated record. NCBI's taxonomy places the organism in Eukaryota, Viridiplantae, Streptophyta, Magnoliopsida, Solanales, Solanaceae.
CUUAUGCUUCCUUAGACAUUUUGUUUUAGGCUAUCAGUUCCAUCUUUCUUUAGCUUUGCAGCCAAUAUUUAAUUUCUCAAUGCUUCAAACAUCAAUAUACUCUUCUAUAAAGAUAAAGCAACCUAUUCCUUGACAAGAAAUGACUUCUCUUCAUAACCUUCUUCAUUACCAUCACCCUUUCUCUCCUUCAAUCUUGCACAAAAAAUGGAAGACAAAAACAUUUUCGCGGCCGAUUGCAUAGUCAUAUGUUGCUGCUGUCAAUGCUUGAUCCUCCAAAUCAUCAUCUUGUUCUUGCUUAACCUUCCAUGCAAGCUGUUAAAGAAAACAAAAGAAUGUAUAAAGAAACUGAGAUAUCGAAGAAAGAACAAGAAAACUAUUAUGGAGAUGGAGAUCAACAGACAUGAAGAUGAAAUCUUGAAAGAUCAUGGAGGAUCUUUGAGGGUUCAUCUUGAGAGUUUGUGUUGUUUGGAGGAAGUUGAAAAGGUUUUAGAAGAGUUUUCUCAAAAGGGUGAAUUUGCUUUUGGAAGCUUUUGGGGUGGGGAUGAAGAGGAUGUGUUAGAGACACAGAGAAUCACAACAUGUAUACAUAAACAAACAAUUGAUUAUGAUGUUUUUCAUACGAUACAAGUUUUUGGAUCUUUCAAGUUGCAGUGACACUAUCAUAUGCUCUUUUAA